GGACAAGUUUUUUAUUCUCUUAAUAAACCGAUUUUAAUUUUUAACGAUGUAAGAGAAAAGUAGCUGAAGAAAAUAACACCAGUUUAGUCAGCGAGUGACUGAGUGAUGAGCAUGAAGAUGAAAAUGGAGGAGCAAGAAAAUCUAAGCCUAAUCCCCCCAACAGCAACCCUAGAAAUAGACAAAGACCUCACUCUCCUACCACGCAUCAAACUCAACCUCACCGUACACCCUUCCACACCUUCAUCCUCCAUAACAAACCAAAUCGACGAAUGGAAAACCAAACGAGCCUUACUCGAUUUUCUCCAAACCUCUCAUUCUCUUCCCUUUCCUCUCCCCGAAGAAGAUCUUCAAUUCAAACGCUUCAACAAAGACCUCAAAAAGCGUAAACGCGAAGAUCCCGUCGUUUACGGUACACUCCACAUCUGGGACCUGUCGUUUUUGAGCGAGAAGAAUGAAAACGACGUUGUGAAAUGGAGGAAUGGUCUUGUUGAGAAAUUGAACGGCGUUGAGUUGAAUCUUCAAGGGGUUAGGUUUAGGCUUGAGGUUGAUGUUCCCGAGUGUGAUGAUUUUGAUGGGAUGAAGAAGAAUUGGGAAGAGUUUUAUGCUUUUCGGGAUGUCAAUCGGAGUUCCAGGCGCGAACCGGAUACGAUUGUUGUUAGUGGUGUGCCGUCUCGGUGGUUUGCGGAGACUAGGGUUUCUUCUAAACCUUCUAUGCUUGUUACUCAUACCAUUUUUUCAAAGUUUGGCAAGAUAAGGAAUCUUAAUGUUGCUGAGGACGAUUCAGGUAAGGAUGCAAAUGAAGACAGUGUAGACCUAGUUUCGGGGCUUUACUGCAAGAUUGUGGUUCAGUUUGAGAAAUAUAGAGACUUCCAUGAUGCAUUGAGAGUUCUCAGUGGCCGCUCUUUGCAAAAGCAAGGAUCAAGAUUAAAGGCUGAUUAUGUGGUUACUUGGGACAAAGAUGAAUUUUUUCGUAAUUCAAGGAAUCAAACUCAAGAGAAAAACAACGCGAUAUCCACAACUGCAUCCGAUCAUUAUAGAAGUGAAGCUCCUCGGCGCCAGGUCUACAACUCUCGCCACAGUCCAGAUAAAGUUCGCUCAAGGAGAUUCAGGGAAUGAGGAUUCAACUUUUUGUUUUAUUUUGGAUACAAACUCAAUAUUGCUGUUAUGGACUGAACUCAAAUUUAGACUCGUAAAAUGUUCGCUGACUCAAGCUCAUGAGGUUGGAUAGUGGGGUUAUUUUCAGAGAUCACCUGUAAUAACAUUUACAAUCUCAUUUUUCCAAUUUAAAAAGCGAAAUAGCCCUUGUUCAUGUUAUCUGUUCCAAAAAGAAAAUCGGUUUCCCACAUUAUUUGGCGAAAUUAAUUUAUUAUCAUUGAGUUGUGCUGUAAAAUGACAGGGUGAGAAGUGAGAAGUAUGCAUGUAUUAUUACAUCUCAACGAUAAGAAUGGACCUGAGAAUAUCUUAGUUCUAACAUUGGAUGGAACAAUCUUUGCCUUUUCAACCAAAUUUCAAACUAUCAAUGUCCAUUUGUCUACAA
Molecule: messenger RNA, 1537 nt
Organism: Lathyrus oleraceus (garden pea)
Lineage: Eukaryota; Viridiplantae; Streptophyta; Magnoliopsida; Fabales; Fabaceae
Exons: 4
Coding region: 106-1116 (336 amino acids)
Source: RefSeq, a predicted model, not a curated record